Messenger RNA from Pichia kudriavzevii, 2514 nucleotides. RefSeq lists its product as uncharacterized. The transcript has a single exon. The record is from RefSeq and is a predicted model, not a curated record. Bases 1 to 2514 code for a protein of 837 amino acids. Gene Ontology annotation, biological process: potassium ion transmembrane transport; stabilization of membrane potential. Gene Ontology annotation, molecular function: potassium ion leak channel activity. Lineage: Eukaryota; Fungi; Ascomycota; Pichiomycetes; Pichiales; Pichiaceae. Gene Ontology annotation, cellular component: membrane.
AUGGGGUUAUCCAAGUCCCAUCGGCGAAGGGUUAAUCUGAGACACCCAUUUUUGGAAACAUUUUACAAACGACGUUUACAUUUACUUAGACAUUCACAGCAGAGUAGAUUAAGAGUUUCCAAAUCUUUGGCAACUGAUAUAUUGGAUGAAGAUAUCAGGAGGAAACAAGAAGUUUUGGAUGACUUGUCACCUCAGAUUGAGUAUGGCAAUUUGACUACACUUGAACCUGUGGAAGAGGCUAAAAUUCUGGAGAAAUCAAUUUCUCACAAUAAUAUUAUGAACUUCAUUCCGAACGAUGAAGAAGAAGUUUUAAGCUCUUCAACAGAAUACGAGUCACCAGAGACAGAGACACUUUAUCAUUAUGUUCAUCGUCAGAAGAAGAAAAGGUUGAAAAGAGCCAGAACAGGUCGCUCCCCGUAUAAAUACCCAGCCUUGAGUGAACUCGAGGAGGCCGGAAUAAGGGAAUAUUACGAUACUUUUCUAGACACGGCGUCUUGGCAGGUGUCUAAUAUGAUUUUGAAGCCAGGGGAUAAGCAUUUUCUUCUAUGGUUUUUCAGUUCAUCAUAUAUUCCUCUAAUCUGCAGUUGCACAGGGCCCUUGUCCAAUAUUUUCUCUCUAUUGGCGAUUAUUUGUCCAUGGAAAUUACAUAAGGUAAUUGAUAUUCGAACAAAAGAUCCAUUUUGGUGUUACUUGAUCAAUUCUAUAUCAAUUGCGUUUGCUGUCACAUCAAAUUUUUUCUUACUGCUAAAUUACAGACGGAAACUGAGAUACGCUUCCUGCCAGGUGAUCUCUAUCUCAGGAUGGGGAAUAGCUUCGCUUAUGCUAACGGGUCUAAUAAUUGGUUACCAUGUUUGGUUCUAUAAGGUGGGUCUUGAGGAAGAAUACUUACUUGGUGAAGGCUUUUGGUACGCAUGCAUUACCGCAAUACUACAUUUCAUCAAUUUUACACUACUAGCAGUCAAUGAGAUUGGCUUUUUAAAAAAGAAAUAUAAACCUGUUUUCAAUAUUGACCAUGUAGAGGAAACAUUGGUUAUACAGACUACCCUUAUGGGGGUUUGGUUGAUCAUUGGUGCAGCAGUUUUCACUAGAGUUUUGAACUUAAGAUUAAGUGACGCCUACUUAUACUUUGUCACGUCAGUUGUCACUAUAGGUAUGCAAGGUGUUGUUCCCAUGAACAAUGUAGCCGGAGAGACUCUUACUUCGAUAUGGAUCAUAUGUGGCCUUGUGAUGUUUGGUUUAAUCAUUACUAGCAUUGGAAAGAUGAUGUUUAAUUUUUCUAAAAGCACCUUGUAUAGGCAUAGAAUUGAACACCUUAGAAAGAAAAUAUUGAAAGUUCAUAGAAUGGAGGAAGAAAUUGUUACUACCAACGAAGACUCGUUCAAGUUAAUGGGUAAUAUCCACAAAUGGGCACUGUUUGUACAAGCGGUUAUGCAAUUGGUGAUCUCAGUGGCUAUAUUCAUGAUAACCCUAUUGUGUGGUGCAUUAGCGUUUUCUUUAUUAGAACAAUGGUCAUACAAAGAUAGCGUUUAUUUUUGUUUCUACAACCUUAUAACUUUGGGGCAGGGUAGUCAAUCGCCUUCGACUCCCGGGGGAAAAACGUUCUUUACUGCCUGGGCAUUGGCAGCUAUUCCAGUUAUGACCAUCUUGAUCUCAACUUCAAGUGAUUUUGUUUUCUCCAAAUUGACUCAGAUCGAAAAGAUCCCAUUUUUUGAGAUCGUUUUUGAAUACUGUAACUCACACAGCUCACUUCGGAGAUUUGGAGAGUUUUUACGGACUCGGGAACUGAGAGGAUUGGAAAGACAAAAGAUUUCAGACUUGGCUUCAAUUGCUUUGGCCAUCGUCAAAGAGAACAGUGACGAUUUAUCGUUGAAGGGGACCGCUAAUCCUGAUCCAUUCAAAAAAGUGCCAAUAUUGUGCCAUCCUGCAGAUUUGCUUUACUCUGUAUUGCUCAAUUCCGAAAACAUUUCAAGCUAUGACUUUAUAGUUUCAACUCCAUUCGUCAAGUUGAAUGCAAUGACAAUUCAGCUAGCAAAUUAUUUUAGAGAAGGACAAAUCGUUAAUUUAGAUACUGUCUUAUUGAGUGAAAAGCGCACUUUAUUAACAACAAGUUUCCAAACACUUGACGGAGAGUUCAAUUCUGAGAAGUUCAAAGCCCUUUACAAAAUUGAAGAUGGAGGCGUUGUAUCGCCCGAUGGAAUCAUAGCUACCAAUUUCAAGAAGAAAAAUGAUUUUGUACUUGAUAAACUAAGUAGACUUCAAGUUCUAUUCCUUAACUUACGAACGAAAGCUCAUGACAUGUGUACAGAUCCUACACGAAAAUAUGAGUUUGAGGAAUGGGAGAUUCUACUGAGACUAACAAACCAAACAGAAGCUCUUGAUGACUCAUUCUAUUGGAUCGAAAGCCGUUCCCCUUUGACUUUCCCCAUUAACCAGCCUCGGUAUUUCAUGUUGCAUUAUAUCCGACACAUAGUAUUGUUCCUUCAGGAGUUUGCUGCAGAGUGGGAUAAUAUGUAG